Molecule: messenger RNA, 4026 nt
Organism: Candidula unifasciata
Lineage: Eukaryota; Metazoa; Mollusca; Gastropoda; Stylommatophora; Geomitridae
Source: the annotation of a GenBank genome assembly
AUGCCGAAAGCAAGGCAGAGUGCAAGAGGAAAGAAAGCAGCUAAAAAGGUGGCUGCAGCUGAGGAGCAUGAAGAGAAUAUUGCGGAUGAGUCCGUAGAUGAAGUCAAUGACAGCCAGAACAAUGAUAGUCAGGUGCAGGAAUCGGCUGACAAUGCCACAUCGGUAGAGCAAGAUAUAAAUGCAGCUGCUGAAGCUAUGGACACAUCACAGAGCAUUGAGGAAUCUAAUGGAAAAACUGUCCAGAAAGUAGUUGAAAAGGCAAAGAAGGAAUCAGCACAUGUAAGCCAGGGGACAAAAGCAGACCAUGGCAAGGAAGUAGGUAAUACUCACGGAGAGCCUAUGGAAGCACAGAGUAUUGAUAAGAAGGUCAAACAGCCUGUGGAAGCACAGAGUAAUGAUAAGAAGGUCAAACAGAAUGAUGUUAAAGAGGCACCUACAGGCGUGACAGAAGAAAAGAAAAUUGAGAAAGAAAAGUCAGACAACAAAACUGAGAAAGAGAAGCCAGAUAGCAAAGCAGAAAAAGAAAUUGCCGAGAACAAGAUUGACAUAAAAGUUGAUGUUUUGAAGCCUUACAAGCCUCACACAAUUCCGGCCUUUGUCAGUAAUAAAUUGCUAGAAAAAUAUGAGUGGCAUUUUCGAGUGUUUCCCAUUGACCAGUCAGACAUCAGAAAGUGUGUCAUAGACUGUAUGUCUAAGAUUGCCCAAGAUACAUGGACAUACAUUGACAAGAAUUCUAAUCAAGGGUCAUUGGACAUGUGCUUGCGGGAUACCAAUGAUGCAUCCACAGCUGUUCUCAGGUUGUUGCACCUGCCAGUCUCAAAUCGCUACGUGACUGUUUGUAUCACUCGCAGAGGAAGGGUUAGACCUGAAGUCGUAGAGCAGGUGCAACCAAAGGUUGAAGAUGAAACCAAACCCAAGGUCAGUGCUACGCUGCUGUUAGACCUGAAGCAGGCUUCAAGUCUUGAGAAGAUCAGAGGCAAGGAGAAGAAACGCUCGUUGUUUGUGAAAUAUUUACCAGAGAGCACAUCAAAAGAGCUGCUCAAUGUGCUCUUUCCAGUUGCAAAUAAUUUGGACAUCAUUACGGCUGGAGAAAGUCGUAGGGUUGGUGAGUUGGAUUUCUCUGAGGACAACAACGUGGUUGGAAUCCUGCAGACCUACGUAGCAAUCCAUAUUAAUGGAUGCAAGAAUAUCACCCUGGUGUGGAAAAAAGAAGACAUUGAAGAUGGCAAGCUGCAGUCUGAGGCCAUUCGAAGUCCGCCAAGUGAAAGCUUACCCAAGAAUCCAGAGAUUUCUUAUGAAGCUGUUCCAGAAAUAGAUGAGGAUGACACCGUUCAGUACCACAAGCGCAAAAGGGACAUGGAAAUUGAACAGAAGAACAAACUGAAGGAAAGGGAGACACGGGAGAAGAAAAGCCGUUGGGAUAGAGAUGGCCCAAGCAAGGAGUCUGACAGAAAAGGCCUACUGGCGGGAAAUGAAAAAGCCCAACCUUUGCUGCCGAGUUUGGAAAGUGUUAACAAACCUGCAUUGCUUCCAGGACUGGUAGCCUCCAUGGCUGGGAGGGGCUUGUUAGAUCAAGGCAAGGGGGAGAGGCAAGAUAGGUUUGAUCGAAAGAGAAAGGCCCCUGAAGGAGGGAGCCCAGAUGAUAAAGACAGGAGCAGGUCAUCGGGAAGAGAUAGGAGUGGAGGAAGGGAUAGAGAAAGACCUGAUAGCUUUGGGAGUCGCUCUGACAGCCAAGGUAGAGGAGGUUUGUUUGAUGGUCAGCGAGGCAGCCAGUUUGGCAGUAGAGAUGGGAAGUUUGAGGGCCGAGGCAGGGGUAGAUUUGAUAGCAGUGAAAGGGGAGGAAGAUUUGGCGCAAGACCAAGCAGAUUUGAUAGCCAGGAUGAUCAGAUAGAAAACAGGGGGAGAGGAGGGCGUUUUGAUAAACCAGACAGAGAUGAUCAGUUUGAUGACCAGAGUGAUGACGGGCUUGAGAGAGGUAGGGGAAGAGGUGGAUUCGAUGGUAGGGGUCGCAGUUUUGAUAGCAGAGGAAGGGGUGGUUUUGAUAGCAGAGGUAGGGGUGGUUUUGAAGGCAGAGGAAGAGGUGGCUUUGAAGGCAGAGGAAGAGGUGGCUUUGAAGGCAGAGGAAGAGUGUUUGAAGAUCGGGAUAGGGGAAGUGACCGGGAAAGUAGCUUUGGCAGCAGAGGAAUAGGUGGUUUUGGUGGAGGUAGAGGAUCUGAUGCACGAGGAAGAGGUGUGGAUGCUAGAGGGCGUGGAGGAUUUGAUAGCAGAGGAAGAGGAUUUGAGGGAAGGGGAAGAGGAUUUGAAAGCAGAGGACGGGGAGUGGAUAGCCAGGUUAGAGGAGGCUUUGAAGGCAGAGGAGUAAGGGAGUCAGACACUGGGAGAGGAUUAUUGGAGGGUGGAAGGGGCAUUUCUGAUAGAGGAAGAGGGGUGUCUGAGAGGGGACGAGGAGGGUUUGAUAGUCGUGGAAGAGGCUCGGACAGUAUGGGAAGAGGAGCAUCUGAUAGAGGAAGAGGGGGAUUUGAUAACCGAGGGAGAGGAAGCGGCUUUGACAGUAGAGGAAGAGGUGGUGGCUUUGAUAGUAGAGGAAGAGGAAGCGGUGUUGAUAACAGAGGAGGAAGGGGAGGUUUUGGAAACCAGAGUGGCGGUCAGUUUAGAGGUAGUGGAUUUGGAGAGAACCAACAAGGUCCCAAAAAUUUUGGCUUCUCUGGCAAUUUUGGGAACCAGCAGGGCACUGAAAGUGGUAAACAAGGAGGAUUUGGAAAUCAAGGCAGCUACAACCAGACAGGCAAUUUUAGAAAUCAACAAAGUGGUUUCGGCAACCAGCAGGCAGGCAUGGGAGGGAACAAACAGACUGGUGGAUUUGGUAAUCGGCAGUCAGGUUUUGGCAACCAGCAGUCCGGCUUUGGUAGCGGUGGACAACAAGGCAGUUUCGGCACCGGUUCACAGCAAGGCAGUUAUAGUACUGGUUCGCAGCAGGGAGGUUAUGGUACCGGUGUCCAGGGCGGUUACGGUACUGGCGCCCAGCAAAGCGGUUAUGGAAGUGGUUCCCAGCAAGGCAGUUACAGUGCUGGUACUGGUGCAACUCCGAGCAGCUACAGCACUGGUGGCACACAGCAAGCUGGUUAUGGCACAGGUGCUCAGACAGCCAGUUACGGAACCGGUGCGGGGCAGCAAGGUUACGGUACCGGUGCUGCCCAAACUAGUUAUAGUACAGGUACUCAGCAGACAAACUACAGUACUGGUUCCCAACAGACCAAUUACAGUACCGGCACUCAACAGGCUGGUUAUGGUACUGGCACUCAGCCAACUACUGGUUAUGGUACUGGCACUCAAUCAACUACUGGUUAUGGUACUGGCACUCAGCAAGCUGGUUAUGGUACUGGUACCCAGCAAAGCGGCUAUGGAACCGGAACUGACUACACCGCCCAGGCUGGUUACGGUACACAAACUGGUUACGGUACCCAAACUGGCUAUGGAGAUCAGCAGGGCACAUAUGGCACUCAGGCAGGUGGUUAUGCCAGUUACAUGGGCCAGGAUGCCUAUGGGACCCAACAGGCCGGGUAUACGGCGAGCACCACCCAGGCAGACACUUACAACUGGAAUCAGGCCUACUCUGGUCAGGCAUCGUACACGUCGGCGACCACAGCAACACCAGGCCAGCAGCAGACAGACUACAGCAGUCAGGCUUAUGGGCAGCAGCCAGCAACUGCAGGGGGGACAGCAACAGCAGCCGCAGCAACAACUGCAGAUCCGACUGCAGCACAGAGUGCUUAUGCUAUGUCUGGUUAUGAUCCCCAAAGCCUAGCCAUGGCUGGUUACUCUACUGAUGCAUACGCCACCCAGGGUUACUACGGUGUCGGUGGUCAGACAACAGGGGUUGCUGACACCACAUAUGGAACAUACGGCACUCAGGAUGCCUCUGCUACAACGGCAACAGCCACCUACGAUGCCACUGCCCAGCAGAGUACCCUUGCAGCAGCAGCAGCAUCGUACAGCUAUGCUCAGUACCCCACAAGCACCUCGUGA